GUCACUUGAAGACUUGGACUUGAGGAUGGUUGUGGAGCUGUACAGCCGCCCAAGUCAUACAAAUUUGCUUGUCUGCAAGUUUCGGCCAUGGAUACCAAAACCAACCUAAUGAAGUCCAUGGUUUAUGUUAUUUUGUUAUGCCUAAAUCUCAAAACUCAUAUCUCUCUUGCAGCUGACACCAUCACUAUAAACCAAUCUCUCUCUGGUUAUCAAACCAUUCUUUCAGCAGAUGGUGCUUUUGAACUGGGUUUCUUCAGUCCAGGUAGUUCCUCAAAGUCCUAUAUAGGCAUUCGGUACAGGUAUUCAAACGUUGUCUGGGUGGCAAAUAGGGAGCAACCGGUCACAAACACAUCUUCGUCAGAAUUGAGGAUCUCAGAUGGUAAUUUGGUUCUGUUUAAUGAGUCCAAAAGUCCAAUUUGGUCCACAAAUGUGUCCUCCACCUCAGGUACUUCUGUUCGCGCAGUUCUUUUAGAUGAUGGGAACCUCGUUUUAAGAGCUGGGUCUAAUUCAUCCCAGCCCUCAUGGCAGAGUUUUGAUCACCCAACUCAUACUUGGCUACCAGAAGGUAGACUUGGGUUCAGUUCUAUUACUAAACAAAGACAAAUUUUGACUUCAUGGAAGAGUUCAGAGGAUCCUGCACCAGGUCUCUACUCUCUUGAGCUAGACCCAAAUGGAACUAACUCAUACAUCCUGCUGUGGAAUAGGUCUAAACAGUAUUGGACCAGUGGACAUUGGGAUGAAAAGAGUCGUACAUUCAGUUUGGUUCCUGAGAUGAGGCUUAACAAUAUCUACAAUUUCAGCUAUGUUAAAAACAAAAAUGAGAGCUACUUCACCUAUUCUCAGUAUGGUCCUAGCACAAAUCGAUUCAUAAUGGAUGUAUCGGGUCAGAUUAAGCAAGAGUCCUGGUUGAAAACUGGGGGGUGGAACUUGUUUUGGUCUCAACCAAGGAAACAAUGUGAGGUUUAUGCUUGUUGUGGGGCAUUUGGCAGUUGCAAUGAGAGAUCUUUGCCCUUCUGUAAUUGUUUGAAUGGUUUUGAGCCGAAAUCGAAGGUGGAAUGGGAUUUGCAGGAUUAUUCUGGUGGGUGUUCAAGAAGAACCGGUCUGUAUUCUGGGAAUGCUACUAGUGAUAAUGCGGAAAAAGACCAAUUUCUAGACAUGCCUAGCAUGUCAUUACUUGAAAAUCAAGUCUCUGUAGAUGCUGUGAGUAUUGUGCAAUGUGAAUCAAUCUGCUUAAAUAACCGCUCUUGCACUGCUUAUGCUUAUGACAGCAAUGGAUGUUCAAUUUGGAUUGGAGAUCUCUCCAAUCUGCAACAACUCACAGGAGAAGACAGUGAUGGAACAACAUUGUACCUCAGACUUGCAGCUUCCGAGUUGAAGAAUUUUAAGAGUGCCAAGAGUCAUGCUAAUAAGCGGUCCCUUAAAAUUGCUACAGUCUCAGCAACAGCAGGAUUGCUUACAGUAAUUGUUGGCUGCAUCUUAUGGAAGAGAACUUUGGGAAAGAGAAGGGAGCGUAGAAGGAAGUACGAUGAGACUAUAAGUAAUGUUGGUGCAAAGAAUGAUGCAGAACUACCAGUCUAUAGUUUAAAGAGCAUAUUAGUCGCUACAAACAACUUCUCUGAAACUAAUAAACUGGGAGAGGGAGGAUUUGGCCCUGUUUAUAAGGGUAUUUUAACUGAAAGUCAGGAAGUAGCCAUAAAAAGGCUAUCAAAGAAGUCUGGGCAAGGACAUCAGGAGUUCAUGAAUGAGUUGAAACUCAUAGCCAAGCUCCAACACACCAAUCUUGUUAGGCUCUUGGGUUGCUGUAUUGAAGAGGGGGAAAUGAUACUGAUCUACGAGUACAUGCCUAAUCGAAGUCUUGACAAAUUCUUGUUUGAUGCAUCUGAACUAACAAAUUUGGACUGGGAUAAACGCUUUCAAAUUAUAGAGGGUGUUGCUCAAGGAGUUUUAUAUAUCCACAAAUACUCUAGACUGAAAAUAAUUCACAGAGACUUAAAAGCAAGUAAUGUUCUGUUGGAUGAAACAAUGAAGCCCAAAAUUUCUGACUUUGGAAUGGCAAGGAUCUUCGGAAUAAAUCAAACUGAAGCAAAUACCAACAGGGUUGUUGGGACAUAUGGAUACAUGGCACCAGAAUAUGGACUUUAUGGCCAAUUUUCUGAGAAGUCAGAUGUAUUUAGCUAUGGGGUGUUGUUGCUAGAGAUUGUGAGCGGAAAGAGGAGUGGUAGUUUUUACCAUGUUGAACAAGUAGUCACUCUUGCUGGAUGGGCAUGGGAAUUAUGGAAAGAAGGUAAAGGAAUGGAGGUGAUUGAUGCAUCCAUAAGGGAAACAUAUCGGCCUCAUGAAGCUUUAAGGUGCAUCCAUGUUGGUUUCUUGUGUCUUCAACAGUCUCCUGCUGAUCGACCGACUAUGUCUUCGGUAAUUCAUAUGCUGCAAGCCAGUGAUGCAACAUCACUUCCACCCGCUAAAGAACCUGCUUUUUCUACUGAUAUUAGGAAUUCUAGUGCCCGUGGUUCCUCUGAAACAUCUACCAGAUUUUCCAACAAUGAAGUCACCAUUAGCUUGCCAGAAGCUCGGUAGAGGUUCACUGAUGAGGUUUGAUACAUACAUAUGGCUUUAUAAUUAUUUAGGUGGAAAAAUUUUGGUUAGGAAAAAAAAAAAAAAAGAACAUGCAAUUUUGACUAAAAAAUCAUGUACUAUAUAGUUUACGGUUUAUUAUAGAAAAUCAUGGACUUUGGCCAAUA
Messenger RNA from Rosa rugosa (rugosa rose), 2738 nucleotides. Its product is annotated as G-type lectin S-receptor-like serine/threonine-protein kinase At2g19130. Gene Ontology annotation, molecular function: ATP binding; protein serine/threonine kinase activity. The transcript is spliced from 7 exons. Gene Ontology annotation, biological process: recognition of pollen; protein phosphorylation. Bases 88 to 2574 code for a protein of 828 amino acids. The record is from RefSeq and is a predicted model, not a curated record. Lineage: Eukaryota; Viridiplantae; Streptophyta; Magnoliopsida; Rosales; Rosaceae.